AGAGAAUUAAGGUACAUUGCAUCUUCUCCUCUCCUCAUAAAGCUAACCCUUGUUCAUUGCCAUCCAUCUUCAUAUCCUUCCCCCCAGUUUUCUAGCUUCAAUCUCUUUCAUGUUUUCAAGCUACAUAUGGUGACGUUUAAACCUUCUUCUUUGUUGGGUUUCUCUUCUUUUUUCUCUCUUUGGAGGUGCACGUAGGAGGCGCUUCUCUUUUUGUUCCUUCAACAUCAUAUGGAUGUCUAUUUUCCUCUUAGCAAGAGGUCUCGCAACAGUGCCUCUGGAGAGAGGUUUGAGCAGAAGAAACCAUCAAUUGAGGUUCUCCCUGAUGAAUGCUUAUUUGAAAUCUUCAGAUGGUUACGUGGUGGCCGAGAGAGGAGUUCCUGCGCUUGUGUUUCCAAGCGUUGGCUUAUACUUGUAAGCAACAUCUGCAAAUAUGAAAUCCGUGACAACAACAUCACCCAAGCUUUGAAUCCCAAGGAUGAGAGUACUAAUAAGAAGGGUGGAAGUGUUUCUGAGGUUGAACAUAAUGAUGUUGACAGUGACGGAUACUUCACAAGGAGUUUGGAAGGGAAGAAAGCAACAGACGGUGGACUUGCUGCUAUUGCCGUCGGGUCUGCUAGUCGUGGAGGAUUAGGCAAGCUUUUUAUUCGAGGUAGCAAUUCCUGGAAUAGAGUAACUACUGUUGGCCUCAGGGCCAUUUCCUGUGGAUGCCCUUCUUUAAGAGUUCUUUCCUUGUGGAACUUGUCUUCUAUUGGAGAUGAAGGUCUGUGUGAGAUUGCCAAUGGGUGUCACCGGCUAGUAACGCUUGACCUUUGCCACUGUCCUGCAGUUACUGACAAGUCUUUGCUCGCCAUUGCGAAGGGCUGUCCUAAAUUGAAUGAUCUGACCAUAGAGAGUUGUGCCAACGUUGGAAAUGAAGGUCUCCUAGCUUUAGCAAGCUGCUGUCCCAAUUUAAAAUCUGUUUCAAUCAAAAACUGCCCCCUUGUUGGAGAUCAAGGAGUUGCAAGCUUGUUGUCUUCAGCCUCAUAUUCCCUCACAAAAUUAAAGCUACAGGCCUUGAAUAUCACUGAUGAGAUGUUUUCUGUUAUUGCACACUAUGGCAAGUCAGUGACAGACCUUUCUCUCACUAGCCUCCCAAAUGUGAGUGACAACGGCUUCUGGAUAAUGGGUAAUAGUCAAGGACUACAAAAAUUGAAGUCUUUCACAAUUGCAUCCUGCCUUGGUUUGACAGAUCGGGGACUUGAAGCUGUUGGAAAGGGUUGUGUGAAUUUGAAGCAGUUCUACCUCUUUAAAUGUGAUUUGUUGUCGGAUAAGGGGUUGGUAUCUUUUGCCAAAGUAGCUGGUUCACUAGAAAGCUUGCAGCUGGAGGACUGUCACAGAAUUACCCAAAUUGGGCUCUUUUGUUCUCUUCUCAACUGCAGUGCAAAGUUGAAAGUUAUUUCUCUUGUGAACUGCUUAGGUGUUGUGGACCUAACCACAGGAUUGCCUCCUGUGUCCCCUUGUGAAUCCCUUCAAUCACUUUCCAUCCGUAACUGCCCUGGUUUUAGUAAUUCUAGCUUGGCUGUGUUGGGGAAGUUGUGCCCUCAACUGCAGCAUGUGGAGUUGAGAAGGCUUCAUGGAAUAACAGAUGCAGGGUUUCUCCAAUUGCUUGAGAGUUGUAAUGCUGGUCUUGUUAAGGUUAACCUAAAAGAUUGUAUAAAUUUGAGUGACAAAGCUGUUUGUAGGUUGACAAAUUUGCACAGGUGGACUCUGGAAACGCUGAAUCUUGACGGUUGUAAGAUCAGUGAUGCUAGUUUGUUUGCAAUUGCAGAGAACUGUCGGUUACUCGGUGAUCUUGAUGUCUCCAAGUGUGCUAUCACUGAUUCUGGAAUUGCAGCUCUGGCUCAUUCUGAUCUGAUCAAUGUGCAGAUCCUCUCUGUGUCUGGAUGCUCUAUGGUCUCGGACAAGAGCUUGCCGUCACUCAGAAAUUUGGGUAAGACCCUCUUGGGGUUAAACCUACAGCAAUGCAAGGCAAUCAGCCGCAGUGCAAUUGACCUGCUUGUGCAACAGUUAUGGAGAUGUAAUAUCCUUUUCUGA
Messenger RNA from Gossypium arboreum, 2073 nucleotides. Its product is annotated as EIN3-binding F-box protein 1. The record is from RefSeq and is a predicted model, not a curated record. Gene Ontology annotation, cellular component: SCF ubiquitin ligase complex. Gene Ontology annotation, molecular function: protein binding. The transcript has 2 exons. Gene Ontology annotation, biological process: SCF-dependent proteasomal ubiquitin-dependent protein catabolic process. Bases 229 to 2073 code for a protein of 614 amino acids. Lineage: Eukaryota; Viridiplantae; Streptophyta; Magnoliopsida; Malvales; Malvaceae.